GGAUCAUAUCUAUAUUCAAUAUACAAAACAUCAAAUUGAUGUUUUUAUUUAAACACGCUCAGCCAGCCAUGAAAACAUCAAACACAGCAUAGGUUAUUAUAACAUAAAUUUUUUUAAACAUAUAUUCAUUUUGCAAUGGUGAAAUUUGUGAAAACAUCACAGAAUAAUACUUUUGACCCACCUGCACACCCAAAACAUCGAUUUGACAUUUUGCAUGGCAACUUGAACAUGGAUGUGACCCUUAUGUUGGGUGCAUUUAAAGGCUGGUUUUCAUUAAUCAGCAACACUCACCAAUGUCGAUUCUGUUUAACUGCCUAUUGUAAUUCAUCAAUCAUCAUCGAAAAAUUUGUUUUGUUGCGACAGUCAGUGAUCUAACAUUCUGCAGCUGAGAUAUUGGGUGUACAAUUUUGAUGGUUUCUAUAUAUUUACUAUUAAAUUUUCGAAAUCUCGGCCGCGCAAUUUCCAAACUUUCCAGUCAGGAUGACCUCAAUCUGAGAACAUUGUAUCAAAUAAACGUCAAUAAUUCAUUAUUCAAAUAGUGUUGACAGAAAUAGAACUUCAUAAAAUUCAAGUUAACACUUACGGUCUUUUAAACGCGAUAUUUUCCUUGUGUCCAGGAGCUUUCUGUUUCACCGUACGUUGUGCAAAAGCUGGUACUGCAGGAGACGGAUGCAGUGCUGGUUGUUUUGGCUUGCUACUCACUGUAAAUCCUCCAAAACCAAUACCUCGCGGCUUCUCUUUUGAGCCUUUGUGGUACAUCUUACACAAAUAUUCCUUUCGACAAGUAUUGUUAAAUUCAAGUAGUGUUCAAAAAACAUGAAAUAAAUUGUAAUGAAAUCAUUGAAAUGUGUUCGAUUUGGAGUCCAUAUUGAAUCUCGGGUGCAGGAGUACAGGACUGGUAACUAGUAGUGAAGAAAACAAAAAUGGCCGACGCAAGCGAAGGAAAGAAAUUUAGAGGUACUGUACUAGUGUACUUUUUAUUCAUAUUCUAUUAACAUUAUCAACUAUAGUUACAGAUUCCUUUAGUACUAUACCUUACCUUUCAUUACCGUUGUUGUUUUUUAUGUGACUGAUGUAUUAAGGCAACUCAGAUAGUGCCUGCCAUUUUGGCAAUUUGCAUGGCGAAAUAGGCCAUGGGCCAGGGUGCAUUCCAUGCACGUUUUGCGGAAGAUCUUCGGCGUGAGUUUUGAAUUGCUGGCGCACAAUCACGUCGAGGUUGGCGCACAAGUUUUCAGUUUUGGUGGUUGGCGCGCAUCAAAUGUUUAAGCGAGACUUUAAUAAUCGCCUGGUGAUUGGAUUGGCCUCUAUAAUUCUUUAGGGACUCGAGAAAUUUGUGUUCCUGGUUGCAUAGUUAAUAGAAUAGAUGGUUUGGAAACUCAUUAGUAUAACAAUACAACUCAUUAUCUAUGUUAGUCAACGUUUAUUCGUAAAUACGGCCCUUCACCGUCACGUGUGUAUUGUAUCUUUGCCAAAUCCACCAAUAGCAAUUUCCAAUUUACCCUAUUGUUCGAGUCACGGAUAGGUAACUCUCCUAAAACAUUGCUAUUGGUUAAUUUGACAAAAAUGAAGUGUUGGUGAAGGACCAGAUUUAUGAAUAAACGUUCACUAACAUAGAUAAUGCGUUAUAUUGUUAUUCUAAUGAGUUUCCAAACCAUCUAUUCUAUUAACUAUGCUGGUUGUAAUAGUAUAGCUAAAUGGUGGUUAUAUGUGGCGGAAACUAGGGGGGCAAUCGCCCCCCCCCCCAAAAAAAAAAAAAUUUUACUAGAAUUAUAUUUAGCUAGAUUUCAUUUUGAAAAAUGAAAGCACAAUAUAAGGAAGCAUUAUUUGUUACAAUAACAACAACAACAACGAAAUGGCAAGUUUUAAUAAAAACAAGCUAAAAACAAGCUAAAGUAUUCUAAAUUUAUAAUCUGACAAGUCACACAAUGAGCGUUAUGAAUUCUGAAAAAAAGUAAAAUUAAAUUAGUUUUGCGACUACAGGUUAAAAGGUGGUGAAUUUUGGCUAAAACAGUGGCUUCUACAGUUAGUUGUCAUUGCAUGUACCAAAUUUGAGGAACGUAACUAAAAAUUCAGCACGCAGUGACAAUUUUUCUGAAACAGGAAUCUAUCAUAUGAUGUAACCAUAAUCGUGUCCAGUUACGUCAGUAUAUAUAGGCCCUAAAUUUAUGAUAUACAUGCAUAUAUCAUAUGAGUAUCUUCCGAGUGUUCAUAAAACAAUAGCAAUUAAUUGUAUCAAAUUUACAACGGACUAUACAGUAUCCAUAGGUAGGAAUGUUCAGGUGUUCUUUCACUUCUCUGGUUUAAAUAUUAGUAUUACGUACUGCAAGUUCAGGUUACCGCGGUCGUUGCAACAGUUGUGUGAUAACGCUUCUAGGCAGGUCGAUUGACGUUGCUAUGGUGUCGUUUGUGCAAUAAAAAUCUCAUCACCAUAUAAGGUAAUAGGACUGUUCAAUAAUGAACAAUAGAACUGCGCAUAGAUUGAUGAAAUUUUGAUACAGCGGAUUUUGAUUUAACGUUUCCAAGGUCACGCACUUAGCGAAUAAAUUUUACAUUGCCAUUGGUUAUUAAUUAAACCACCUUGCAAUUCCAUUCACAAAUGUAUUUUUGAAAUCAUCUACAAUAUUUUCUCUGAAACGUCGUUUUUUUAUGCUUAGCACAUGAUUUAUACCAGAAUGCACCAUUAACUAAUGUUUUGAAAACCUGGAAUUUCUUACAAAAUGUGCUCUCAGAAUGCUACAAAUGCCAUUUCAGGGAUCCAAAUUUUAAAAAUUUUCUGGGGGGCAUGUCCCCAGACCCCCCCUACAAAUUUCGUGCCUUCGGCACUCGCCCCCCCCAAAAAAAAAAAAAAAUUCGCAAAGUUUCCGCCACUGCUGAGUGAGUGAGGUUAACUUGUGAUACAACAGUAACAACACUCAUCAUUGCUCGUCAGCAAAACAUUUUAUUCAUCAGUUACACGCCUUUUUAGCAAGUUUAAAUUUUAAGCAACUAACUAUUAAUGAAAAUCAUGGUGCCUGCGAUCAGCCGGCGCAUAAGUUGACCUCACUUGGCGCACGGUAACACUACCUCAGAUUAUCUUCGGCGUGAGGUUUACACGGAAUGCACCCUGGGCCAUGGGCCCACGGGCUACAUAUAAAUAUUACUUGUUUAUGUAUGAUAUUUGUGAUGUUACUCUGAGUGUGUAUCCACACCGGGCGAGCUUGAAAAAUAUGCCCGGCCACGGUGGGAUUCGAACCUACGACCUUUGGAAUACUAGCCCAAUGCUCUUCCAACUGAGCUAUGCGGUCAGGACGGUUCGAGUUCAAGCUCGCCCGGUGUGGAUACACACUCAGAGUAACAUCACAAAUAUCAUAUUCACCUGAGUACACAACACCAACACAGAAAAAAUCAUAUUACAAGAUUUCACUGGUAUCGAAGAAACUAGAUUCUGUUCCGAAAUAUCACUUACUCGAACCCCAGACCUUCCCCCCUCCAGACAGUGUGAGGAAUUUGUACGUUUACUUGCCCCCAUGGCCAGGCAUUUGCAGUUGUGCGUUCACUCCAGGGCCAUAGAUUAAGUAAGGACAGAUGUGUAACUUCAGUAAAAAAGUUGUCCCAUGGUCGCCAUCUUCCUUACAAGUGUCGUUCGCGUGAUUAUUCGUCAUUUGGUAGUGCGUCAUUGCCUUCAAAAAUGUUUUCAACACCUUUUCUACAACUUUAAUUGCUUUUAACAACUUUAAACAUUCAACAAAUGAUGCUCUUUCAAGAUUGUUUAAUCCAUAAAUUUCGAUCCAAGAAAGCCGCAAUAAAAUGCAAAUGUUCAUGUUUUCCAGGACGCAGUGCCGGAUUAACCAUAUGGCAGAAGCGGCAUAUGCCACGGGUCCCGCGCUUUUGGGGGCCCCGCUUACUCUCUUCUAUUUUUUCCAAAUUUUUUUGUUCCAUGUUUCAGUGCGAGACCCAAACAGUGCGGGGCCCUAAAGAGCCCAAGUCCCCCAGAAAACACGAGGGCCCCAAAAUUUAAAAAGCGAGGCCCCAUCAAGCUGGACCCAAACGUUUUUUUUUGUUCCCUGUUUCAGUGUUUCAGCGCGGGGCCCCAAAGAGCCCAAGGUCCUCAGAAAACGUCAGGCCCCAAAAUUUAAAAAUAGAGGUCCUAAAUAGCCGGACCCGAAACGGUUUGUUUGUUUCCUGUUUCAGCGCAGGAUCCAAACAGCGCGGGGCCCCAAAGAGUCCAAGGCCCCUAAAAGCGAAGCCCCCAAAUAAAAAAACACGAGGCCCCAAAGUUUAAAAAGCGAGGCUCCAAAAGCAGGGCCGCAAACCGAUUUUUUUUUUCUCCUUCUCUGGGCAAGGGGCUCCAAAGAGCGAAGCCAAAAAUAUCAUGGGGGUCAGAAAAUAUCAAAAUUUGCAGCAAACUGUUAAUUAAUACUAAAAGAUUGCUGAAUUUUGUGGAAGACGGCAGAAGUUCAUAUGGACAGUAUCAUGUUUAGCUAUUUUACCCCUGUAAGUAAUAAUAAUGUUAAUUGAGUUAAUGGUAUAAACUGGGUUGAAAUUCAGUUCGAUCAAAUUAUUGAUGUAUAAUUAGUUUUGUUUGUAAAUACACAGGAAACCUUUCAACGCAUGAAAUACAAGAGGAUAUUUUUUAAUCUUACUGAAUUCAGAGUCUAAAAUGCCGUUGGAAGGUUGGGGGGGGGGGGUAAAGGGGCCCCGCGCUGAUAAUAUGCCAGGGGCCCCGCGGAACGUUAAUCCGGCCCUGCCAGGACGCCAUCUUCCUAGCAAGUGCAAUGGCGUGAGCAUGACGUGUACAUCUAGGGAAAUUUGAGGACACAAAGUCCUAUUAAGUUACACAUCAGGUAUAUACUUCAGCUGUGCCAGGGCUGAGCGAUAAAUUUCAUCGACAGCGUGUCACUCUCCAAUCUAUCCCUGACUGGAAAGUUUGGAAAUUGUACACUCAAGAUUCCAAAAAUUGAAUAACAAAUAUAUAGAAAGCAUCAAAAUUGCGUGCCGGAUAUCUUGUUGCGUGAUAUAAACUUUCCUCACUGGAUUACUGCAAGGCAUUUGUUGCUAGUUAAUGGAGAAAAGAUGUUAAAAUUUAAGUUGCUUGAAUAUACAGGCGUACAAGAAAGGGGGCAGGGGGGGAUAUAUAUAUAUAAAAAUAUGUUAAAUUCCGGUUAUUUAAUUACAAUCUUCCAUCAAAAUUCGGGCCAACUUUCAACUGCCCCCCCCCCCCCAAAGCAUCAGCUUCAUACGCCUAUGUUUGAAUAAAGAUGGCACAACACAUGUGUAAGCAUCAAGUUUCAGUAAAUUCCCACUCACAAUUUUGCAUAAAAAUUGAGUGGUUAAAUAAAACAUUUUACAAUGAACUCACAAUGUUACACGUUUUCCAAAUGGGCAACAAACAUUUGGGCCAAUGUUCAAAAAUUGGAGGAACAUAUAAAUCCUAAAGGUGGAAUAAUGGGAUUUCAACCAACCACUUCAAAUCAGAUGGUACAAUAUUUGCUCAUUUUUUAUUGCAAUGAUUGAAUAAAGGUGCCCAAUAACAUAUCAAAGUUGGAUUAUCUUUUCUUUAUACCCUGUAUCAAAAUUCACCACUGCACUGAAUGUAUGUUUAUUUCCAAAUGAUUGAUUAGAAAUGAAGAUAUCUAAGAAGGAAUUAGCUGAUGCAAAAGUUCCUCUUCAUUUACGAGACUACUGUGCUCAUCUUGUUGUUCCAUUAUUGGAGUGUCAAAAGAAAAAUUAUUAUGUACCAUGGAAGUGUAAACAUGAACGCCAUGAUUGGGAAGUGUGCGAAUAUACUGAGUAAGUGGAUUUGAUUUGAUGACUGCGGCAAUUAAAGUUAUAAAUUAAAUACCCUCUGCUCCUCUUACCCACAUGGUGAAAUUUGGGGCCCUAAGUUACAUAAUUAUGUGCUCCUUAAGAGUUUGAUUUCCAUAUUCUUGCACUUUAGGACAUUAGGACAAUAGCAAGAUUAUUCAGGGAGUACAGGGGCAUUGUCCCCUGGGAAAAUUAUUUGAAAUUUAGAGUCUCUAGAAUAGCAUUCCUGCAUUCUGGGAGAAUAUUUAACUGUGGUUUCUAUGCAUAUUUUACUUUAUCCUUAUUUGGGGCCGCCUUUAAUCGGGGGCAAAUCCCCCCCCCCCCCCUCUCUGCCACUGUUGUUUGGGUGUCCAAAAAUUGCAUUAUUGGCAUUUCAAAAAUUGUUAUUUCCUUUAAGAAUCAUGCAUAAAAUAUGAAUCUUUUCUUCACAAGUUUACGUGUAGGUAGUUUUAAUAUUAUGCGAGCCAGGGUGCUAACCAUGUGAGCCAAGGUGCGAGCCAUGCAAAUUGUAUUUAAAAUUAUUUAAAAUAGUUAACGAGUGAAAUGGGAGACUGUCGAUUAGUAAAAAAUACACAAAAUUCAGAAACGAACUAUAAUCAAGAACCCAAUUUCAAUUACAGGAAUAUUAUAACUCAAAUAAGUCAAUUACAAAUUACAAGAUGUUUUAAGAUCUAAUGGACAACUUGCCUGUUAGACUAAAUUUUGUAAAAAUUCCGAAAUUUGCGCUGUAUAUUUUUGCCAAUGUACGUCUUUUCUUAUUUGUUUGAUACAGAAGAAUUCUUGUACAGUUUAGUCCACUUUCAGCUGGCUGGAAAACCUUUUUCUGUUGUGGCUUGAUUCAAAUGAGGGAAUAAAUUCGUCUAAUUCCUAUGUGACUUACGCCAACCUCGUACCCAGGCUCUCUUCUCUAUACUCCCUGCUGGAGGAAGAGACCCUGGUGAAUGCUGGUCACGUGGCUCCAGAUUUUGGGAGCCACAAAUAUGUUCCCUGGGAGGGGUGGUACUUUUCAAUGUAUGUAAUUUGAGCUCGUAGUCUAGUAAAAUCUGGGAGCCACGUGACCAGCAUUUACCAAGGUCUCUUCCUCCAGCGAGGAGCGUAGAGAAGAGAGCCUGGGUAUGAGGUUGGACUUACGCAUGCACAUCCUAGCAUUAUUCAGUUAAUAUAUAUUACUACAAGUAAUAUUAUUGUUUCUCGUCCAACUUGGAAAAAACAUGCUCAAGUGAGUUUUUCAAAGACUAUCAAAAUCGCACCAGUCCAGAGGACAAGUGCUUGUUUUUCAAAUUGCACGAAUGAACUGAAUAAUGAUAGGACAUGCAUGCAUAAGUCACAUAGGAAUUAGACGAAUUUAUUCCCUUAUUUGAAUCAAGCCACAACAGAAAAAGUUUUUCCAGCCAGCUGAAAGUGGACUAAACUGUACAAGAAUUCUUCUGUAUCAAACAAAUAAGAAAAGACGUACAUUGCCAAAAAAGAUAUAUACUACAAAUUUCGGAAAUUUCUUCUUUUGGCACUGUAGCUAUUUGGGAAAAAAUGCACUCCUCUUAGCCAAUCGGAAUCAAGACAUUUUUCGUGUAUGUUAUUAAAUUAAUCGUUUCUUUAUUGCACAUGUCUCACAUUGCGUGGCUCGCACUGAUCUGUGGUGGCGCAACAUCGACAUGACUCCCUGGCUCGCACUUUGUGUACACCCGAUACUGUUUUGUGUGCCUAAGACCAAAAAAAUUAUUUGAAAAUGUACCUGCAAAUGGACAACUUGCAUGUUAGACUAAAUGUUAAUCUAAGUAAAGAGAAGGGAAUAAAACACAACAGUUAAAAAGAACAUAAUGAAAUUAGUAAAAUUGCAAAAUGUGGUUGCGAAAUGUUGUAAAAUACAGAAAAUAUAGCCUUGCGAAGUUUGCAUAUUUUCAGUAUAUUUGUAUUACGUGCGGAAAUUGUUACCACUUUCGGCUCAAAAAUGGUAACAAUUUCCGCACGUAAUACAAACAUACUGAAAAUACGCAAACUUCGCAAGGCUAUAUUUUCUGUAUUUUACAACAUUUCGUAACCAAAUUUUGCAAUUUUACUGAUUUUAAUAAGUUCUUUAUGGGAAUUUACUUUUUUUUGCCUAAAUCAAAAAUUCGUCUAACAUGCAAGUUGUCUAUUGUCUGCUUGAGAAAAGCGAAAUCAAGAUGUGAUGAGCCAUGAAUAGAGAGCUCAAGAUAUGGUAAUUCAACUAUACGCGCACGUGACACAGAACAUACGCUAAAUUGACACUUUUCAGAAACACGGAUAAAAAACAAUAAAUUAUUUUUGUAAACAAACACGGAUACAAAAUUUGGAUACAGAUGAAAAACAGAUUUAAACUGGUGGCAAAUUCAAAAGUGAAACAUAAUAACUGUUUUUGGUCACGUCCAUGUACUAAAUUAAGCAGUUCAGUCCUUUACGACUUCACACAUUUUCCAAUUAUAUAAUAACUAGAAGUUACUAUCGCAAGGAAAAUGCUGCCUCGCCCCCAAGGGAUGAAAGGCAGAAUGCGCAAUUUGUUGAAUAAGGGGCUGUUUGUAUGAUCUCGCUUUGCCGGGACGAGAUAUGAGGCAGGAUGAUUUCAAUAUAUUGAAACCUGUUCAGUCCUUUAUGACUUCACACAUUUUCCAAUUAUAUAAUAAUGACAUAUACAAGUUUUAUUGACCGUAAAAUAUUUACAAUGAAACUAUUAAAAACAAAUGUAUAUGUAUAUAUAUUACAAAAAUAAUUUAAAAUUGAGUUCCACUCAAACAUACUUAAAGUUAAAUUUCAGGUGUGAAAAAAAGUACAAACUGCGUUUAAAAAGUAUUUAGUUGGUCUUAAUUUUUGCAUAUUAUAUAAUAAUAACGUAAUAAUAAUAAUUAUUAUAUUUAUCCAGGAUAUUAUCACUACAAUCAAUAAUAACGACUAAAGUAAACCAGAAUCUAGUGGUCAUACUCUAGAAAUUUUAAUUAACUUGCAAAUACGCCAAUUUCUCGAACUAAUUUGCAAAAUUUGUGUAAAGUAUAGAGGCCUUUUAAGAUCGAAAUCGCAAACAGAGGUAUUUUAAGGUCGAAAUCUGUCGAGAAAAUCUUAUUUACAACAAUAUAUUCUAGUGAACAGAGAGCAAUAACACUACGCUUAGGCGAGCCAGCCCAGGUAAUUGCGUUUAUAUAUAUGGAAAAUUCCCAGCCCUGUCUCCGGAGAUCUCAUGUCAGUUGAGGCGGGAUCUCACUCAGGAAGGCAAGCUCGCUUUUUAAUUAAACACCAAAUGAAAUUUAGUAGGAAAUCAUAACAAUCUCGCUUAAACUGGGCCAGUUCGGGUACCUGUGCUGGCUCGCCCCAUAUAAACAGACCCUAAUUUGCUCUGUUUUGUUUGUUUCAGCUUUCUAAUGCGACAAAGAGAAUAUAAGAAGCAAGCUAGCAAGUAGAUGCCAAUUUGACAUUCAGCGAACAGGACACUCUUGCUACCUUGAGAAAAAUACAAAUUUAAUUCCAAGUACAGUACAGGAUAGUCUUCAGUUUAUUUGUUAACUGUAUAUUUUUGUUAUUUACUGUGAAUAUUAAAAGCUUAUAUGAGUGAAGUUAACUGGGUUUUUUCUCUACACAAGGACCAGCUGCGAGAGAGACUGGUUUUCGGACAUACCAAUUUUUCACUAACUUUCGAACUUACGAGUAACGUAC
This is a messenger RNA of Paramuricea clavata, 9444 nucleotides long. Lineage: Eukaryota; Metazoa; Cnidaria; Anthozoa; Malacalcyonacea; Plexauridae. The record is from the annotation of a GenBank genome assembly.